Molecule: messenger RNA, 687 nt
Organism: Trichoplax adhaerens
Lineage: Eukaryota; Metazoa; Placozoa; Uniplacotomia; Trichoplacea; Trichoplacidae
Exons: 1
Coding region: 1-687 (228 amino acids)
Source: RefSeq, a predicted model, not a curated record
AUGGCAACAGGCGAUUACCUUAAUAAACGACCGCAAAUUAGAUCCCCACCAGCACCUAUUCAACAAUUUAAAGAUGUAAACCGUCAAGAUACUCCAAUUCGUGUCCAGGUAACACGCCAUGACAAUGAAAAUAAGAAACAUGUCAAUUUUGCUAAUGAUAGCCUUAAAACUGAAAAGAAUGGUAGCCGUAUCCCGACAAAAAUUCCUGCCCAACGCAAAGAAAAGAGUAGUGAUAAUGGAGAAACUAAUGGAAAUUUAUUGCAACAUCGGCAAGUUCUACUCAGUCAACCUCGAUUGAAUUCGACGAAAGUGAUUAGGAAUACGUUAAAACAAUUAGAGAAUUCUGAUAUACCGGACGUUAUUUUAACUGAUGAAAUCAAAGCAAGUGUCAACAGUAAAGCAAGCCAUGCCUUAAACACUGGCAGAAAUCAGCAACGAUAUCACUCUUUGCUACCUCUGGAAGGCGAAGAUUCCGCACUUGUGCUGAAAACUGUUCCAGCUACCAAGACAAAAUAUAUCCGCAAGAGCACUGAACCAAUUACUCAUAUUGAUGAUUGUUUACCAAAUGAUUAUUUUUCUGAAGUUUCUCCGUUCGAUUUUCAACCAAUGACUAACAAAAUAUCCUCAGCGGAGGAAUCAGUCACUUCAGCAUUUGAAUUUUACCAGGAAAUGCAAAGGUGGAUAUAA